ACAUGCGCGCGCAUUGAAAAGGCAGCCGAAGGCAGCCUAAAUAUUUACAUCUUAUUAGAGUUGUGGGGAUAAUUUUUUUAUUUGUCAUAAUGAUAGACGGAAACAUAUCAAUGGAGGAGGACACAGAAUUGCGAGAUUUAGUAGUACAAACACUUGAAAAUAAUGGAGUUCUUGCCAAAGUUCGAGCGGAACUUCGAGCUAGUGUUUUUUUAGCUUUAGAAGAACAAGAAUCAGUAAUCAAUCCUGAACCACUCUUAAACAAAACAGUAAAACAGUACCUGGCUAAAUCUGAAGGGAAAUUACUAUUUUCAUUAGUUAGAGAAUUUUUAGAGUAUUUUGGUUUGGAUUAUACAAUAUCUGUUUAUGAUCCAGAAACUUAUAUUGGUAAAGAAUACAACUAUAUGGGCAGAAAAAAAUUAUGCGAAAAGUUGGGUAUUAAUUCAACUGAACCAUUACUUGGAGAACUUUUAAAAAAUAGCAUCAAUCGUGCCUUUACAAAUUCAAAAAAUGAGCAAACAAACAAUAGUACAUUUAAUAAGUCCAACGAAGAAACAGGCAAUAUAAACAACACCACUUUUGACGUAUCAGUUCCAAAAGUCUUUGAAAAAAAUUCAUUGGUCUUAAAUGACAAUGAUAUGUCCGAAAAAGAUAAUAGUAUAUCGGAUUUCAGUCAAGAAAUUCCAAUUAAUGUGACAAUAACAGAUAAAAAAUCAUCUGAAAAUCUCAAUAAUGUAUUAAAAAAUACCUCGAAGUUUGAGACGCAAAAUAAAUCUCUCAGGGAAAAUACAGAAAAAAAUAAUGAACCUGAUCAAUUAGUUGAAGAAACAAGCAAUAACAAUUCACAUGUUUCUUUUACUGUAAACAAUCAAACUGUAACAGAAAACUGCCCUAAUCAUAAAUCAAACAAUAAUGAUGGUUUAAAAAUGUUAGAUAGUGAUAAGCAAUUAUUGAAAUUCGAAGAAUCUGUAAUAAUUGAAUCGGACAGAAAUUUACAUGAGGAAAAAUCAAAAUUAUUAAACUGUGUUGAAUUACAAAAUACAAAUAAUACUCAAAAAAAUCAUAAAAUUGAUGUAGAAAAUAGUUUUGGUAAAACAGUUUAUUUUGAAGAAUUAAUUGUAGAUGGAAAAUCAGAAAAAGUGGGAAAUACAAAACAAUCAGAUCAGUUGUUAGAAAAUUUGCCGCCUUUUGUUUCGAAAACACAUUCUAUUUUUAAUAAUUUACCUUCUUUAAAUGGUAAAAAAAAUGAUAUUAAUAAUUUAAAAGAAUUAAUGGAUAUUGGAUCAACUAGUGACGUUGACAAUUAUGAAGAAGAUUUUGCAUCAUCAGCAUCUGGAAGUACAAAUGAACAAAGUCCGGCGAAAGAUUCUAUGAAAAAUUUGUGUCAAAGUCCAUUGAAGCAUUCAAAUACUGGUGAAGAAAAAAGUCAAAGCACAAAAAGUGAUGAAAUAAGUGAAGAAAUUGAUGACCUAGAGGAGUUAGACGACGUAACUGAAGAUAAAAGUAUAACAAAUUUUACUGUGGGUACAUCCCUUGAAUGUGUUAAAAAACCAUAGUCGUUAAUUUAUUUUUCUUAGAAUAUCAAGUAGUUUUAUUGCAAUGAUAAAACAAUUAAAAUUCAUAAAUUAUUUUCAAAGCUAUUAAUUCGUAAUAAUUCUUCAGUUCAACAUAAUUAAUUUAACAAAUAGGAAACGAUGAAAGACACUUGAGCAGUUUGAUGCCCUUAUAAUAGGACAAUACUGCUAGUUGUGGCUCAAUAUCUGGUAAGUUGUGUUAUAAAAAUAAACGUAGAAGGAAUAUGUCUAAAUUUAUUCACAGAGAACGAUUUUAAUCUCUUUUUGUACAGAGAAUUAUUCCAGAUAAAAUUAUAUUUUUCUACAUUUUGUAGUACAAAGAAGAUUUAUUAUAAUUAAUAUAAAUGUAUAAAGCAUGCCAAAUUUUGGUAUACAAACUAUUAUACAAAAAUAACGAAAACAAUAAUUUUAUUUUAUAUCAAUUUGGACAAAUUUCCUCCUGCGUUAUACUGCUAAUGUGUGUAGUAUUAUUAUGAUUAUUUUUAUAAUUAUUAUCACUGCUAUUUAUUACUAUUGCUGUUUUUACUGCUAAUAUUGCUACUAUUACUAUUACUUUCACUCUAAUUACAAUCACUACUAUUACUACUGCUAUUAUGUUUGUUAUCAUUAUUACUAUUGUGAAUCAAUUUUGUUUUUUAAAAACUAGAAAUUAUAAAAUAGAUUUUAAUUCAUUUUAUUGCCCAUCAUUUUAAUAAUGAUUAAUGAUAUAUACACGACUGUAAUAUAUUACCUCAUUUGACUUGAAACUAACUGCUAAAGUAUCUUAAAAGAUACUAGAGAAUUAUCCGUCUAAAAAUGGAUUGCCUGAAAAAAAGUAAUAAAUUUAUUAAAUUAUUUUAUCUUGACGAUGAUAAUAUGGUGCUAAGUAAUAAAAAAUUUAAAUUAUUUAUGUGAAUUAAGUAACGAUAAGUACUUGUAUAUUUCUCUUGCUUAUUUGCAAGAAUAUAAAAAAUGAAAUAAUUGAACUAGUACGUGUUCAAAGUAUUUUAAUUUCAGGGCAAUCCUAUAAACAUAUUAGGGAUGAGUCACUUUAUAUAUAUAUUCUGAUGAUUUUCACGAUGAUGUUAAUAACAACUAAUUAGUAAAGAAUUUUGAUUCAAUAAUUUGAAUCUUAAACCAUCUAAAUUUAAAUAAUAAACUGCAACAAAAUCCAAUUAUAGUUGUGAUUAACAUAUAUUGUGAGAUCAAACUAUUGAACAAUUCAUAAAAUUUCAGCAUUGAUGAUGUGUAAAAAAUUUUUUCAAAACUUAAAAAAUAAUUAUUCUAUUAAAGUAAAUUAUCAUAAAUAAAAUUUGAAAAUUUAUUAAUAAUGGAUUUUUCAAUUGUUUACUUUUAUAAAAUUUAAUGUUACAUUCACUUAAACAUCUUAACUGUGAAUUAAGAUUAUUAAAUAUUAAGCAAAUAGAACAAAGAAUAGGGACU
This is a messenger RNA of Chelonus insularis, 2993 nucleotides long. RefSeq lists its product as uncharacterized. Gene Ontology annotation, cellular component: centrosome. The transcript has 6 exons. The record is from RefSeq and is a predicted model, not a curated record. Gene Ontology annotation, biological process: microtubule anchoring. NCBI's taxonomy places the organism in Eukaryota, Metazoa, Arthropoda, Insecta, Hymenoptera, Braconidae. The coding region runs from base 90 to 1553 and encodes 487 amino acids.